Messenger RNA from Bradysia coprophila, 1129 nucleotides. RefSeq lists its product as uncharacterized. The record is from RefSeq and is a predicted model, not a curated record. Lineage: Eukaryota; Metazoa; Arthropoda; Insecta; Diptera; Sciaridae.
CGUUUAAUCAGUGGAGUGUUUGUUGCUCAUAUUGUGCUGCUGUGCGUUGUUGUGCUAAAUAUAGUGUUCGUUGUUUCGUUGCCGUGAAUUUCUCAAUUUUUGUGCUUUGCUUAGUGGGCAGCAAAUUGUACGAAACAUAUCAGUUUCUGUAAUUUUCUCUUGUGUAGGUAAAGGUGUGGUUUUUGAUGUUUCACCACUUCCUGAGCAAUAGUUCAUCGGCUAAAUGUUUCGAGUCUAAAGUGAAAUACAAUAAACUUAUGUGAAACAAUAUUAUUGUCUUUCUCUGCAGUUUUUUUUAAUUGGACUAUACGCACAGACAAUUACCAUUAUGAGCGAAUAUCUCACAAGUAUGACUUUCGACUACGACGAAAUUCUUCGUGAAUUGAAAGACUGCGACAUCGUGGAGUUCAACAGAUUAAAGUACUCACACUUUGCAUUGCACAUAGCGAAUGGCGUAUUCGUUCAUGUUACAGGGAACGAAGGUGAGAACAAGGGAGGCAGUAAAGGAACCAAAUGCGCUCAACACCUUCGCAGUAUUGCUAAGAAUGACCCUUGUCGAAUCAACAAUUUGGAAUUUGCGAAAGCUUUUCAAGAAGUGGGUGCUGGUGAUUUUGGACGUUUGAAAACUAGAUCGGUUGCGGACACAAAGCGGCUUGCAUUGACUGGCCUACGUUUGGACAUAAAUGGUCAUCCACUGUUGGGAACUGAUAAUGGUAUCACCGUAACAUAUGAUCUUCUCGGAUGGAAUUGUGAGCGAUACUGCACCUACUGGAAAUAUGACUGUGAUGGAUUUAGUCAACAGGCUUAUAAUGGCGUUGUCAGUACAACCAUAGGCAAUGCUCAACGAUUAUGUGACGGAGCCGCAGCCGGCUAUUUCAGAGCUGUGGAAUCCGAUGAGGUCCCUUUUGUCGCUAAGCCUUUCUGUGCAGCAGCUGGUUGUGUUAUGAAAGGCGCUGCAAUUACAGUUGGAACUGGCAAAGCUGUUGUCGAUGGAGCGACCAGUCUGUUGUAUGGCAUUGGCAAUGGCGUAAUGAACUUGUUCGAAUAAACAUUGAACUAUUGUAGCCGUGAAUUGAACGAAAAGUGAACGAUUUAAUUAUUCUAUAAAUCAAUAAAAAAAAAUAGAAAC